Molecule: messenger RNA, 3033 nt
Organism: Ceratosolen solmsi marchali
Lineage: Eukaryota; Metazoa; Arthropoda; Insecta; Hymenoptera; Agaonidae
Gene: rump
Product: heterogeneous nuclear ribonucleoprotein rumpelstiltskin
Exons: 9
Coding region: 67-1764 (565 amino acids)
Cellular component (GO): cytoplasm; nucleus; ribonucleoprotein complex
Molecular function (GO): mRNA binding
Source: RefSeq, a predicted model, not a curated record
AGCUAUAUACUUGAAAAACAAAAUAUCAAGAAUUGUCGAAGAACCUGUACAGAGAAAAAUCAAGAUAUGAAAACAGAAGAAAAUACAAUGUCUAAUAGUGAAGAUAGAGAUAGAAGUAGAGAGCGUGACAGAAAUCGUAGAUCAGAUCGGCCAAAUCGUAUAAAUUCUAAUAGUCGAGAUCGCAGUCGUGAAAGAAACGAUCGUGGCAGAAAAGUUGCUGAUCGACGAAUUUACGUAUCAAAUAUACCUUAUGAUUUCCGUUGGCAAGAUUUAAAAGAUCUUUUUAGAACUGAAGUUGGGAAAGUAGCUCACGUUGAACUUUUUACAGAUGAAAAUGAUAAGCCUAGAGGUUGUGGUAUUGUUGAAUUUGAAGAUUCUGAUUCCGUGAAAAUAGCUGUAGAGAAAAUGCACAGGUUUGAUAUUAAAGGAAGAAAGCUUGUAGUCAAAGAGGAUUAUGAUGUUGAGCGCGACAAAUAUGGACGCUUAACUACAGGACGUAAUAAUGAUAGAAUUCGAGAAGACAGAUUUCGAGAUCAAUCAAGACCUAAUCCAGGCAGGCAAAAUAUGCCAAUUCCUAGCGGUGGAGGUGGUGGCAGUGGUAAUGGUGGAAAUGCUGAUAAUAAAUUUGGAAAUACAUAUGGAUUAAGCACUCAGUUUUUAGAAUCCCUUGGUAUUAGUGGACCUUUAGUUACUAGAGUUUUUGUAGCUAAUCUUGACUAUAAAGUUGAUGAAAAAAAAUUACUGGAAGUAUUUAAAUUAGCUGGAAAAGUUUUGCAUGUUGAGCUAGGCAAAGAUAAAGAUGGAAAAUCACGUGGUUUUGGUGUUGUCGAAUAUGAUCAUCCAGUUGAAUCUGUGCAAGCUAUUUCAAUGUUACAUAAUCAACAACUUUAUGAUAGACGCAUGACAGUUCGAUUAGAUCGUGCUAAUGAACCAGAUAUGCCACCUAAAUUACCUGAAGGUUUAAAGGGGAUUGGAAUGGGCCUAGGAGCAGGUGGAAACAGAUUGACAGAUGUUGCUAGAAAUAUUCCAAAUGUUCAACCUAAUAAUCCACCAGUAGUUAAUCCGAUUUCAGCACCUGUAUUAGCUACUGGAGCAUUCGGAGCUGGAUUGAAUAAUGUUGUUCCUGCACAAUUAGCUACAGCACUUACAAAUAGUAAUGCAGCUGCUCUACAAGCCAGUUUAGCUAGUGGAUUAGGAGCUAAUCUGGCAACAACUUCUUUAUUGAAUAGUUCUUUGACAAAUGAAUUGGCAUCCAAUUUGAAUAAUUUUGGUCAGGGAGCUGCUAGUUUAGCAAAUCUUCAAGCAUCACUUGCAAACGCCCAAUCAAAUAAUAGUUUCGCACCAAGAGGUUUAUCCAAAUUGGAUAACGAUGUUGGUUUUGGUGCUAACAAUACCUUUGGAAAUUCGGCUUUUGGAAAUAGCAGAGAUUUUGAUGGUGGUUUUAAUAGAGGAGAUACUGAUCGUGUUUCCGUUGGUGGAGCAGCAUUUUCUACCAACGCUGGUCAAGUAGGUGGAAAUAGACAAAAUAGUAAUGGGUCUCGACAAAUAUCUGACACAAUUGUUAUUGGAAAUUUACCUCCAAAUACAACCUGGCAAAUGUUGAGAGAUAAAUGUCAAGAUAUAGGUGAGGUCAAAUUUGCAGAAAUGAGAGGAACAGAUGUGGGUAUGGUACGAUUUGCAUCAGAGUGGGAUGCAGAACGUGCUGUGUCUAUGAUGAAUCGGUCACGUAUUGAUGGUAGGACAAUCGAAGUGCGUCUGUAUUAAAUGGUAAAAUUAUCCCAAUCAAGCAUUAUUCACUGAUCCUGAUAUGAAAUUUUUAAUACGUUUCAAUCCAGUUGUGAGAGGUGAUGGUUGUGCAGUACAGUCAUUUCAUUUGUUCAACAUCGUUUGCGUCAACAACCGACUUUAUUUUAUUUUUUUAUUGAGGAAGAGGUGGGGAAAUUCAUUGCUAAAAACUUAUUGAAAUUGAUGGAUCAUGUUGUGUUUGAUUUUGAAAUUUUUUCCUAAUGGCAGAAAAUAGUUUCUUUUUCGUCGUAAAAAUCAUACGGGAUGGGUCGAAUCAGUUGAAACAAAGAAGAAAUUUGUGUUGAAAAUCUUUAACGAAAACAAUAUUUUUCUUUUGAGUCCAUUUAAUUGUCAAUUUUUAAGUAAUUUUAAAUUAUUGAAGUAAUAAUAUAAAUAUUGGUCGUUAUGUUCACAGCCCGUCCCAUUCCGUUCGAUUCCUGAUGGUAUGACAGCAAUUAGUGUCAUUAGUUUUAGAAAUAGGUUUGUAAUAGUUGUAUUAUAAUCCACAUAGCUUGUUAUACAUAGAAAGUAAGUAUGAAAAUCUGCUUUGUAAACUGUUUUACCGGCAACAAUAUUUCUUGCAAUGCAAAAUUUCUUGUGUCGUUAUUCAUUCAACAUAUAUUUAUGCUGAUUUCUUGGUAUAACGUUUAAUAUAAAGAAAAAAUAGAUUUAUAUCCAAUGUAGUAUUCUAAAGAAUACAAAAUCAUUAUUCUAUGUAUUAAAUAUUUUGUCGAAAAUAUUGUUUAAAAGAAACUUCAUCGUCAGGACAUCGGGAAUUUAUUUUUAAAUUUCUAAGCUGUAUUGUAGGCGCGUUGGUUGAUCCAAAAGGUUUUUGUACAUCGGGUUUCAUUUUUGUUGCGUAUUUUAUUCAAUGAUAGAGGAUUAAUUUAAUAAUACAGAUAAAUUAUACAUUUUUUAUAAUGGUUCCAAUUGGUUAUUCAUGUCAUUGUUUUGAUAUCUGUAUGAUUUGAUAAACGCCUUACUAUAGUCUACAUAUAUCAUAUCCGUGAGUACAUUCUGGUAUGUAUUACAGAUAUUUUAUUUUUGAACCAAUGCAUAAGUUCGUCACUUUAAACUAUUAACGAUUAAGAGAAGUCGGUAUUUACAGAUAAUUCUGUAUUCUUGUAAAAACAUUUCCUCUCGCUACAUAGAUCCAUGGAAACUUCUUACAUACUGUAUAACAUUCUUGUAUAAUCAAUUUGAAGAUAGCCAUUGAAUAAAAUUCAAAUCCAUAUUUGACUAUAAUAA